UCGGUCUGCAAACUGUCUGUCAUUAAGUGUCAUCUGAUAUAUAUUUUUAUUUUAUUUACAGAUACGAUUACGAUGUUCGGAUGUUAUUUUUAAGAGGAAAAGUAUUAAAAUGAGUAUACAUAGCUGAAAUAUUGCGAGAAGACAAAACAAAUAAACGCUAAAAGUGAUAAUUGAACGUAAACUAUGUCAAAACAAUAUUAUAUUACGCUGACGCUUUUAUUGACGCCAAAUAUCUUGCUGUGUGCAACAGCGGCCGUGCACAGUCACAGCAUCGAUAAUACGGAGCGAGAAUCGGACGGCGCGUACCGGCCGAGAGACUAUGUGCACUAUAACGACGCCGGUCAUAACGUGGAGUUCGAUCACGAAGCGAUACUAGGUAGCGUCAGGGAGGCCGAGGAAUAUGACUCGCUCAGUCACGAGGAGGCGAAGCGGCGGUUCGCACUUUUACUGCCAAAAAUGGACCUCAAUGGUGAUUCCUAUGUCGACCAGUCUGAGCUUAAGAAGUGGAUCCUGAACUCUUUUGUAAAGUUAUCCCAAGAGGAAGCCGAGGAGCGCAUGUCAGAAACGGACAGUAACCAAGAUGGGAUAGUCACGUGGUCGGAGUAUAUCAAGGACGCUUUUGGUGUCAGCGCUGAGGAGGAACUCGACUCCGAGGAUAUCGGGGACACGGGCAUGCUGGUGCGCGAGGAGAAGGCCAUGUGGCGCGCCGCCGACGGCAACGGCGACGGCGCGCUCGACUUCGACGAGUUCGCGGUGUUCUCUAACCCCGAGGAGCACGAGUCGAUGCACGUCUUCCUCGUGAACCAGACGAUACGGGAGAAGGACCUCAACGGAGACGGACUCAUCAGCUUCCACGAGUACAUCGGAGACAGGGGCGCGCAGCGGGACCAGGAGUGGCUGAUAGCGGAGCGCGACAAGUUCGAGCACGAGCUGGACCGCGACCGCGACGGCCUGCUGGCGCCCGACGAGCUGCGGCGCUGGCUCGUGCCCGACAACGACGAGAUAGCGGAGGAGGAGGCGGAGCACCUGCUGGCGACGGCGGACGACGACGGCGACGCGCGGCUGUCGCACCGCGAGCUGCUCGCCCACCGCGCCGCGUUCGUGGGCGGCGGGCACGCGCCCGAGCGCUUCGACGACGAGCUGUAGGCGCGGCUGCGACCCCCCCCCCCCCUCUUGAUGUUUGUUCACUCGUAUCGCCGAUACACACAUGUACACAGACUUUUUCACGACCAACGUCUUCCGUUCCGUGUCUGUACUGAUACCCAAAACUAACGUCCGCUAGAUGUUAAUACGUCGAUGGAUCCAUUUUUUUUGUCUGUGUUUGUGCGUCCUCUUCGUACGAUGUUUAGGUGCGAAUCUAAGAUGUUAAAACUAGCACCGCAUCCGUUUCAAAUAUGCCUCUAUAAUACAUUAUUUUUAAAUAAUCUUUAGUGUCAGUCUGUUAUACUCGUUCAGCUAAACGAAUUAGAAAGGACCAAAUAUAGCUGUCUCAUUCUUAAGUGGAAGAGUGAAAAGGAUAGCAUGCAUCUUAGUUCGAUUCGAUCAAAAUUAAUCUAUAGGUUGGAUACUAAUAUGACAUCUAAAUAAAUACAACAGGAUCGCCAUCAACAAUAUAUCUUUAUAACAUUAAAAUAAUAUUCAAAACAUUUAUUUACACCCAACCUAUGUAUGUAUCUCUGUCUAACAUAAACGUAAAAGAGAGACAAAAAAUUGUCUAAUAUUAAUUACAUCAAUUUAAAAUCUCGUAUAUUAUAUAUAAUUAUUUAUUGAUAGUUUAUUUUUAUUAAACGAACCUCAAAUGUUCAUAAUAUUAUGAACUAUUCCGAUUUCACUGAGAUGCGCACACGCACAUUUUCAAUACUAUAAAUACCCACGCUACACGAAUGUUCCGGAGCCUAACUGCAGUCCGGCCAACUUAGUUUGCCCGGUAUACAAUUUCAACAUAUUUUAAAAGUAAUAUCGGAAUAGUUUUUAAAUAUAGUCUUGCCAUAUAUAUAUUAAAUAUAGUUAGGAUUUACAAAAAAAAUAGAGAAUUGUUAUCAGACUACUAUAAACCGUUCGCAGUACGUAUUCAAUUUUAUUUUAUCGAUUAUUAAGUGGAGUGAUUUCCGUGUAACUAAAUUAUUUGAUAAUUUUAUUUUACUAAACGUGCUCCUUAUACGGGAUUGUAAACAAUACCAAUCCAAAUAUCGACGUUAAAUAUUUUGAUACUGUAUCUAUAAAAUAUUGUAUCAAUUAAACAUGAUUAGCAUUUAGUUUUAUUAAUAUUUCGUUAGUAUUUCUAUUGUUUUUGUCUGUACUUAGAAGUUACUUAGAUGCUUUUGCGACUUAUUAAUGUCUGUUUUUAUGUUUCUAAGGUUUGUUUCUGUUGUGCUUAACUAAUAUUAACAUGUGAACAUUAAUUUUGACCGUAGCGCGCUAAUUUACUGGGCCGGAUUAUCCAUUAGGCAUUUCAGACUGCCUUGAUGCCCCACUGGUUGGGAGCCAGGCAGACGGACAAAAAUGUCUUUGUCAUAUAGGAAACAUCGUCAUUAUGAUUAGAAUUAAGUCGUUGUAGAAAAAGUAGAACCAUUUUACGAAGCUAGAAUGAGCACAGGCCCCUGAGAACUGCCUCGCCCGGGGACACCGAUAUGGUUAUUCCGGUCCCGUAACUUUAUUUCAUUUUCAACCAAAUCCACCCAACCGAUGAAGCCUGUGGAAUUGUGCACACACUCGGUGCAACAAUACAAACUAUUAUACAAUUUUUUUAUAAGUUUCGAAAUAAACGCUUUAUUAUAUAUAA
Vanessa tameamea is the source of this 2782-nucleotide messenger RNA. Its product is annotated as reticulocalbin-2. Gene Ontology annotation, cellular component: endoplasmic reticulum. Lineage: Eukaryota; Metazoa; Arthropoda; Insecta; Lepidoptera; Nymphalidae. The record is from RefSeq and is a predicted model, not a curated record. The transcript is spliced from 7 exons. The coding region runs from base 184 to 1146 and encodes 320 amino acids. Gene Ontology annotation, molecular function: calcium ion binding.